AUGCCUGAUAAAGAUGAGAGGAUUGCGGAACUCGAAAAGUUGCUAAAGGAAGAGGAACGCAAGAGAGAGGAACAGGAUCGCAUCCUCGAGGAACUGCAACGCAAGAGGGAGGAAAUAGAGCGCCAGAACCAAGAUUCCACGCUAUCAGAGUACUUGGCGCUGAUACGCGUGUUCGACCUCAUGAUAGGGUAUGGGGUUUCAUAUGGCUAUGUCGCCGCUGGCAAGUCCUACGUUUUGCUCUACUUUAACCCAGCCGAGCCUCGGAAACUUUAUUACCAUCUGUGCGUGCCAGAAAGCAUGGUGAGGGAAGCGGCGAACGAGAAAGACUGGUCCACGCAGAUGUCCAAUACCGCAGUGGCCCAACUGGCCAGCUUUUGCCUCGAGAGCCUUCAAUCCGAGGCGGCCGUAGGCCCGUCAUUGGAGGCGUCGAUGCAGGUUGCCAAGGAACAAUUGGCAAUAUGGGGUCGAGAGGGCUACGCAUCCGAGAGCAGCGAGACAAGGACUCUUGUCCACCACGCAUACAACAAGCCUACGAAGCAAUACUUCACCCAGGCCUGCCUUUUUGGCCUCAAGACGGGUCGCCGUCUCGCUAGCUAUUGUCCCAACGUGCAAUUCCACCUUGGUGUCAAUGGAAGCGCGCAGCAGCACCCGAUUGACAUCACCGAGUUGACUCGCCUCAUCAAUGAGCGGCUUCGCAGGGACCCGUACGACUACUGCGAGGCGCUGUCGCCUUGGGGCAUAUGCGGAAGCAUCGGGGUGCUCUUCAAGCUGGAGCUGGCGCCCUACGGCUACCUAUUUGUUGGCAAGGGCACCACGGCGGCGCUUUUGAGCGACCUGAAGCACGAAACAAACGUAUACGAGAAGCUCCGCAGGCUUCAGGGCGACGUGGUACCCGUGCAUCUGGGCUUGGUCGAGCUUACCAGCGGUUACAUACUCCCCAGAGGCCUGAGAGCAGUCCAUAUGAUGCUCAUGUCUUGGGGCGGAGAAAGGGUAACUCGGGAAGGAAACUCGUCAGGUUUGUCGCCCGAGGUGCAGCGAUCCGUGCAGGCUGUUCAGAACGAGGGUGUGUACCAUGAUGACGCGCGCGACCCCAACCUGCUCUGGAAUGAGGAACUAGGCCGGGUCAUGGUGAUAGACUUUGACCAUUCCGACAUCCUGAUGCCGCCUAAGCACAAGGCAGUGUCUAAUCUCUCCGAGAAGGGGAGUAGAAAAGGCCAGAAACGUGCAGUUGUAAACUACCCCGGGAAAGCUAAGGUGCUGGACGGUUACCCAGAGGCUGCAUAA
Molecule: messenger RNA, 1284 nt
Organism: Metarhizium acridum CQMa 102
Lineage: Eukaryota; Fungi; Ascomycota; Sordariomycetes; Hypocreales; Clavicipitaceae
Source: RefSeq, a predicted model, not a curated record